AUGAGUCAACCUGAUUUUCACCAACUAGUAGAUCAAAUAACACAACAAUACGACCAGCUUCUAAAAGAAAACGUUGAGUUGAAAUCAGAGCUCGCUUCUUUAAAAGCUCAACUUUCAGCGCAAAGAUCUGAAACAAAUAAUACACCAAAAAGAUCAGAGAAAAACAAUACAGAGAAUAAAUAUCAACUCACUAGAAAGUCUUCGAAACCAUUUUGGCAGACAAAACUAAAAACAACAGUAGAAUGGCAAAGUUUGCAAGUAGAUUUUUCAGAUUCUAUCACAGCAGCUCAUGUUUCAUCGGAUGGUAUUUAUUCAUUUGGUACUGUAGACUCAAAUAUAUACUUAUAUUGCCCAGAUUCUGCAAUAGUUACAGCAACAGUGGAUGGACUUAAAGGAGCCAUCAAUUCUAUUAAGUCAGAUAGCACUACUGGAAUAUAUGCAUCAUGCUCAGGUGAUGGAAAUAUUCAUAUUUGGAGUCCAAAAUCAACUUCACAAUUUUUCCAAGGAUUUAGAAGGCAAAGCAUGGGCCAAGACGUUAUCCAAUGCAAUACAAUUCUACAAAAGCAUACAGCUCCCGCCACUGAUAUAACAUGGCUCGGAGAUACCGGAUUACUUGUUAGUGGCUCAUGGGAUAAGCAAGUUUGCGUUUGGGAUGUUGUUCACUCCUCGUGUAUCAAGUCUGAUGACCUUAGACAUCAAAUAAAUACACUUGAUUCGUAUCAAACUUAUUAUAUAGCAGGAUUGCAAAAUGGAGAGAUUGCAUACCUAGAUAAGAACUCACAGGAUGCUGAAGCAAUCACUUUCAACCACGGAAAGUCAAUUGUAACAAGAGUCAAAUUUAUUGAUGAUUCUUCCUUCAUCAGUGGUGGAUCUGACUCUAAAAUCAAAGAAUGGGAUAUUAGACAACCACAUCAGCCACUUGUAGAAGUUGAUAUCGACCAAGUUCCAACAAAAUUUGAUGUCAGAGGCUUCGACGUGUUGAUUCCGUCAGAAGUAGGAAGAAUGAGAAUCCUUGACUUGAAUUCGAAGGAUAUUACUCUAAUUGAGAAAUCUCCAUUCUCUUAUAGCAUUUCCGAAGUCGUUUACCUUGACGAUAACUUCUUCCUUGCAGCAAGUUGGGAUGGACAAGCAGCAACAGGUAAAAUUGCUCAGUAA
This is a messenger RNA of Trichomonas vaginalis G3, 1155 nucleotides long. RefSeq names its product maturation of LSU-rRNA. The transcript has a single exon. The record is from RefSeq and is a predicted model, not a curated record. Gene Ontology annotation, cellular component: preribosome, large subunit precursor. Lineage: Eukaryota; Parabasalia; Trichomonadida; Trichomonadidae. Gene Ontology annotation, molecular function: protein binding. The coding region runs from base 1 to 1155 and encodes 384 amino acids.